GGAGAAGGGGUGGGGUUUAAUGAGCCGGUGGGCGGUAGGCGGUGCUGCUGGUAGCUGGGUGCUGUCCAGAGGCGACUGGGCGUCGCUAGGGGAGCGAGCUGUGGCCGGUUGAGCCGUGCUUAGCGUGCGACGGAGCUUUGGCUGCAGUUUGACUACGUGCGGCCUCCACUUCAUGUCGGCCCUCGAGAAGAGCAUGCACCUUGGACGUCUGCCCUCUCGCCCUCCUCUGCCUGGGAGCGGGGGCAGCCAGAGCGGAACCAAGAUGCGAAUGGGCCCUGGAAGAAAGCGGGACUUCUCCCCUGUUUCUUGGAGUCAGUACUUUGAGUCCAUGGAAGAUGUAGAAGUGGAGAAUGAAACUGGCAAGGAUACUUUUCGAGUUUACAAGAGUGGUUCAGAGGGUCCAGUCCUACUUCUUCUACAUGGGGGAGGCCAUUCUGCCCUUUCCUGGGCUGUAUUCACGGCAGCAAUCAUUAGUAGGGUUCAAUGUAGGAUUGUGGCUUUGGAUCUACGAGGUCAUGGUGAAACAAAAGUCAAGAAUUCUGAAGACCUGUCUGCAGAAACAAUGGCAAAAGAUGUCGGUAAUGUGGUUGAAGCCAUGUAUGGGGACCUCCCUCCUCCGAUUAUGCUGAUUGGACAUAGCAUGGGUGGUGCUAUUGCAGUCCACACAACAUCAUCCAACCUGGUACCGAGCCUUCUGGGUCUGUGCAUGAUUGAUGUUGUAGAAGGUACAGCCAUGGAUGCACUUAAUAGCAUGCAGAAUUUCUUACGUGGUCGUCCUAAAACCUUCAAGUCUCUGGAGAAUGCCAUUGAGUGGAGUGUGAAGAGUGGCCAGAUUCGAAACCUGGAGUCUGCCCGUGUCUCGAUGGUUGGUCAAGUCAAACAGUGUGAAGGAAUUACAAGUCCUGAAGGCUCAAAAUCUAUAGUGGAAGGAAUCAUAGAGGAAGAGGAAGAAGAUGAAGAGGGAAGCGAGUCAGUGAACAAGAGGAAAAAGGAAGAUGACAUGGAGACCAAGAAAGACCAUCCAUACACUUGGAAACUGGCAAAAACAGAAAAAUACUGGGAUGGCUGGUUCCGAGGCUUAUCCAAUCUCUUUCUUAGUUGUCCUAUUCCUAAAUUGCUGCUCUUGGCUGGUGUUGAUAGAUUGGAUAAAGAUCUGACUAUUGGUCAAAUGCAAGGCAAGUUCCAGAUGCAAGUCCUACCCCAGUGUGGUCAUGCAGUUCAUGAAGAUGCCCCAGACAAGGUAGCUGAAGCUGUUGCCACUUUCCUGAUCCGGCAUAGGUUUGCAGAACCCAUUGGUGGAUUCCAGUGUGUAUUUCCUGGCUGUUAGUGACCAGCUGUGCUCCCCUCCCUUACCAUGAGCUCUGUUAUAAAUACAUUGCACCAGAGGCCACUGUGAUGCCGCUGUCUUCUCACCAUCCUGCCCGGCCAUGUGACACUGGCUCCCUACAGAUGGACAUCCCCAGAUGUACAAACCUGUUCAUGUAUUCCUGCCAAAAGCAUUGUUUUCCAGGGUCCUUGACCAACAUCUGCCUCCCCAGUCCGAGGUUCCCUAGCUCCUACCCCUUCCCUGUACAGGGGUAGCCCCUGCCUGUUCUCCCUGCCUUGCCUACGGUGAAGCCUCCAUCAGAUCCACCACCCUGGGUCCCUAUUCCUAGCAUUGGGCAAUGCACCUGGGUCAAAUGUCUCCCCAGGCUCAGGGACCUCCACUCUUUAGAUUGUUCUUGGCAUGGUCCUGCCCUACCUCACAGGAUGGACCAUGGACAGGGUGGUCCUUAUUUUUCCCUUUCAGACAAAAAGCCAGUCAGGUAUGUUUUUAUCAGUCUUACUCUUCCAGGCUUGGAAGACCCAGAGAGACCAGGUUCCAUCCCACCCUUAGAUACAGGGAGAGAUGAUGGAUAGCGUCACAAGAAACCAGCCUGAAAAUCAGGUCCAGCCAGUCCAAGCACAUGGCCUCCCAUCUGAGGAGAGCCCACUGUCCCACUCCCACAUGUCUGGGCACCUGCCCUGGGCUGAGGCCAGGCUGCUCCAAGGGUCCCUUAAGCCCUCACCUGCCACAGUGCAACCCAGGUUAAAUACAGCCCAUGCACAAAGCCAUAGGCCAAAAAAAAAAAAAAGCCUGUGGAGUUGAUUUUAAGAAUCAGAUUUAACCAUUUUCAUAAUCAAUCUCUGGAGAUGUGCAGAGUGCCCGCUUGCCUCUUCUAGACCCACAGCUUAUCUUUGCUGUUUGUGGUUUCCAUAUCACUCUUCAUAGAACAACCCAGCAUCCUUUAUCUUUGUCCUCUUCCAGCUGCUUCAUCACAGCACUGCAGCCUCCCCCUGCUGCCCAGGCACGCCAUUUCCAAGGGCAGAGGGGGCAGUCCCCUGAAGCCCAUCUUUUCUGUGACUCUUAGGUGAUGCGUAGGCCCCUCCACCUUCCACUAAACGACUUCCUAUCCCUGUCCUGCUGCACGGUCUGGAAUCUGGGACCUUCUUGUUUCUUUGUUAUUUAUGACCUUGUUUAAAGAAAAAUAAAUAUCUCCCAACCUUUA
Messenger RNA from Talpa occidentalis (Iberian mole), 2528 nucleotides. RefSeq names its product protein phosphatase methylesterase 1 (gene PPME1). NCBI's taxonomy places the organism in Eukaryota, Metazoa, Chordata, Mammalia, Eulipotyphla, Talpidae. Gene Ontology annotation, molecular function: protein methylesterase activity. Gene Ontology annotation, biological process: protein demethylation. The record is from RefSeq and is a predicted model, not a curated record.